Molecule: messenger RNA, 2766 nt
Organism: Triticum turgidum subsp. durum (durum wheat)
Lineage: Eukaryota; Viridiplantae; Streptophyta; Magnoliopsida; Poales; Poaceae
Source: the annotation of a GenBank genome assembly
AUGAACGCCAUCCUCCGCAUGCUGUCCGAUGCCGACGAGGGCGCCGUGGACCACUUCAUCCGGGCGUGGAUGAAGCAGGUGCGCGAGCUCGCCUACGACGCCGAGGACUGCGUACACCUCUACAUCUUCCGCAUCCGGUGCCGGCCAAGAGACCGCUUCCUCGUCUGGUCCAAGCGUGUCCUCGCGACGCUCUUCCCUCGCCGCCGGCUGGCCCGUGAGAUCCAGGAGCUCCGCGCUCGUGCAGUCGUCAUCAGCGAGCGCCACGCGCGUUACGGCGUCAGCCGUGAGGCGCUACUGCGAUGCACUACUUCUUCUUUAGCCGCUCCCACGCCCGUGCCCCGCCAUGCGCUCGGCCUGCCGGCAGCAAACGACCCCGACCAUCUCGUCGGCAUCACGGCGCAGGCUGAUAAACUGACCAACAUGGUGAAGGCAGUUGGUGGGAAUCUCAAGGUGUUAUCCAUCGUGGGAUUUGGCGGGCUCGGGAAGACUACACUGGCGAUAGAGGUGUGCCGGAAGCUGGAGGAGGAGUUCCCACACCAAGCGCAAGUGUCUGUGUCUCAGGCGUUCGGCGGCACAAAGGAUUUCGAGGGUUUGCUGAAGCGCGUGCUUCUGCAGAUUGUGAAGCCGAAGGCAGAUAAUGCCCAAGGCAUGAAGAUAGAGGAACCUCUAGAUAGCGUGGACAACAAGGAUGAAGGCGCCCUCACCAGGAUGCUCCACGAGCUUCUCAAGGACAAGAGGUACCUUAUUGUAGUCGAUGAUGUAUGGACAGCAGCCACAUGGGAUGCAAUCAGAUUCAAGUUACCAGAGAAUGAAAACGGCAGCAGGGUAAUUGUGACCACUAGGAUACAGACUGUUGCCGAAGCAUGCAGUGUUGAUGGAGAUCUCAUUCAUCAGAUGAAGUGCCUUGACUUUGAUGAAUCCAAAAAGUUGUUCCUCAGCAGAGCAUUUGGUUCAGAGGACGCCACUUUGCACGAUGAUCUGAGAAGUGAAAUGAACAAAAUCUUAAAAAAAUGUGGUGGGCUACCAAUGGCCAUUAUUAGCAUCGCGAACCUCUUGGCCAGCUACAAAUCAUCGGAGAGCAAAGAUAUGUGGGAAAGAGUUUGCAAGUCAAUUGGUUCUCAAAUGGAGAACAACCCUACUCUUGAGGGCAUGAGGCAAAUAGUUACUCUCAGCUAUAACCACCUGCACUAUUAUCUCAAGGGUUGCAUGAUGUACCUCAGCAUUUUCCCAGAGGAUUAUGUAAUCGUCAAGAAACGGCUGUUGAAGAGAUGGAUUGCAGAAGGACUGGUUGCUGAGAUCCGGGGUUUGACAUUAAUGGAGACUGCAGAAGCCUACUACGACGAGUUGGUGAGUAGGAACAUGAUUGGUCGGGCCGAUGAUAUUGUCACCUGGUGGGAUGGGACCGUGGAGACGUGUCGAGUACAUGACAUAGUACUUGAGGUCAUGCUGUCCAAAUCCCUGGAGGCUAACUUUGUUAGCCUAAUAGGUGGCCCGUAUGAAGGGAUGUCGUAUGGUAGCAUGCGCCGCCUGUCCAUCCAUGGCGGAAAAGAGGUAGCGCCUGUGGACUCGCCAUCUAACAAAAUUGCAGCAUCACAUGGUAAGAAGAAUGCAAUCGAGGGGAUGGACAUGGAGCAUGUCCGAUCAUUGAGCAUGUUUGGCCCUGAAGAUCAAAAGAAGGUGCUUGACCGUUUGUGCAAGUUCACCCUGCUCAGGGUACUUGACUUGGAAGACUGCAUGGCCAUAGAAAACAAACAUUUGAGAGAUGUCUGCCGGAUGUACCUGCUGAAGCUCUUGAAUUUGAAAGGCACAAGUAUCAGUCAUAUGCCUCCGGAAGUCGGUGACCUGGAGAAUUUGGAGACCCUUGAUGUUCGUGGGACGCAACUUGAAGAUCUACCGGAAACGGUGACAAAACUAGAGAAACUAGAACACCUGCAAAUCAACAAGAAGGCCGACAUUUACUUCAGCUGUUGGAAAGCAAGAAAGGGCCUGGGUAGGAUGAAGGCACUACGGACGCUGAAUGUAGUAGUUUUCGAUAGUGAUGCUGAUGCCGCCGAAGAGCUCGGUGAACUACAACAAUUGGGAGAGUUGCGCAUGAAAGUGGAAACUGAUCCCCUUCAUCUGGAUGUUAGGCAAAAGCUUGCCAAGUCCCUGAGCAAGAUAUAUUCCCUGCGGUGGCUGAAUGUUACCGACCAUGUUAGGGACGGUCAAUAUUUGGACUUUAUACAUGACAUCAACCCACCGCCGCGGCUCCUCAGGUAUCUUAGGAUCGGCUCCGGCAUUAGCAAAUUGCCUGAGUGGAUCCGGUCACUGAAUUAUCUUACAGAGCUUUUCCUUUCUUGGACAUACUUGGAUGGUGACAAACUGUUUGGCCCAGUAUGUAAGCUGCCAAAUCUGUGGCACAUACACCUGGAGGCUUGCUACUACGUGGGUAGAGAACUAGUUGCAGAAACUGCCCACGACUUUCCAGCGCUCAAGUAUCUGUACCUGAACUUUGAUAUUGAAGGUAUGGAAGUUCUCAGAUUUGAGGAAAAAUCAAUGUCAAAGCUCGAGAAACUCCAGGUGAGGUUUCUACACAGAGAAUCUAAGAUAAUCCAAGGCAUGGAGAAUUUGACAAGCCUUAAAGAUGUGGUGCUCGAAGGAAACAAAGACAACCCUGCAUUGGACGGUGCAGUGGAGCAAUUAAAGACAAUGAAUACGAAGCGCCAUGAAUCCAAUCAUAUCAAGGUUCUAGUUAAAUACGAGACCGUGCAGUGGCUCGGUGUGUAG